Messenger RNA from Thermothelomyces thermophilus ATCC 42464, 1899 nucleotides. RefSeq lists its product as uncharacterized. Lineage: Eukaryota; Fungi; Ascomycota; Sordariomycetes; Sordariales; Chaetomiaceae. The transcript has 3 exons. Gene Ontology annotation, biological process: positive regulation of transcription by RNA polymerase II. Gene Ontology annotation, molecular function: protein dimerization activity; DNA-binding transcription factor activity, RNA polymerase II-specific; RNA polymerase II cis-regulatory region sequence-specific DNA binding. Bases 423 to 1082 code for a protein of 219 amino acids. The record is from RefSeq and is a predicted model, not a curated record.
GUUCGGUCAAGGUGUGCAAGGGACUGCUUUUUUGACGUUUCUGCUCGUUCCUGACAGGGAACCUGCCAUCCAAAAAGGUAUCAGACGAUCGCCGCCUCGAUCUUGUCCUUCGCCUCGUGGAAUUUCGCGUUGCACUGUCGGCAAACCGGUACUUUCUGUCAGCAGAGCACAGUGAGCCGGUGCUUGCCACACACGCGACGUCUUGGACCCAGCAAAUAAGAAAAUAAAACGCCAAAUACCUCGCCCAGCGUCGGCGGGCACACCAAACUCAAUCCAGGCAACGCCCAACCAGGUGGUCGCGACAAAAAGGCGACCUCUCCGCUCAACGCCAGAUCAAGUCUAGGCCAUCGGCACACAGCUCAAAACAGCAUCUCCACAUCUUUGCCUUUUUUGUCCUUCGUGAUACCCAAAACGAAAAAAAAAUGGCCGACAUCACUGAUCAACACGAACAAACCUCGCCCACCGAGCUCGACGACGCGCAUGCUGUCGGCAACGGCAACAACAACGUUGGCGAGACCCGCGGCAUUAAGCGCGCCCGCCCUAGCACGGCCGACGACGAUGACGACGACGACGAGAAGGGUGGCCGCGAGCGCCGCAAGAUCGAGAUCAAGUUCAUCAGCGACAAGUCGCGUCGUCAUAUCACCUUUUCCAAGCGCAAGGCUGGUAUCAUGAAGAAGGCCUAUGAGUUGUCCGUUUUGACAGGAACCCAAGUCCUGCUUCUCGUUGUUUCCGAAACCGGCCUUGUCUACACUUUCACUACCCCAAAGCUCCAACCUCUAGUCACAAAGGCAGAGGGCAAGAACCUGAUCCAGGCUUGCCUGAACGCCCCCGAACCUCCUGCCGGCGACAACGGCGUGGACGAUGCUAAUCCCGUCGAGUCUCCGGAAGAGCCCGCGAGCGCUCAUAUGCCUCCCCAGCAAAGUCGGCCUGGGAUGCCCCAAAGCCACAUGCCUCCUGGCUAUAUGCCCGGCGUUGGGAUGGAUCCCCAGCAAGCGCUCGCCUACGGCUACGUGCAACAGCAACGAGGAGGCCAAUACAUGCCGCCGAACAGUCUCCAGCAGCAUGCUGGCCACCAAUCCUAAGCAUCUGCACGUGAACUUUUGUCAUGACUUCAGCUCGCGCGCAAAAUACCCAAUACUCUAAUGCAUUCGUGAAUCAUCUAUUUUCGGUCGACAUUUGUCGAAGGCCUCGGUACUUUCGAGGCUCGUCUGGUCCGGCGUUUCUUUGGGGAUGUGUGCUGCUUAUUCCAUCUUCUUCACCAUCUUUUCAACGGCUCCUCCGGCUUUCGCUUCUGGUAGCAGCAACGCAUCCUCCUCGACCUCUCUUUUGAGGCGAUGGGUGAACCUCGCCGCAGCAGAUCAUCUCGGUUUGCUGAGGGGUCGCUCAUCCUCCAUCCGGAGAUGGGCAGGAGCGGCGCUUUGCUUGCCGAAGCUGGAAGUCAAGAUAUCAGUUUUAUCAGCAACCGGACCGGUGGUGGGCUGGGAUUGCACAUGACGGCGUCGGCUUGGGCUUGUGGUUUGGGAGCGGGGCGUGAAGCGCUGUCGGGGUUGGUUGCCCUUAUAGGUUGUUGCGUUUCUCGAGGUUGUGGUAGUGAGAUGAAGUCAACGACGGUUGACGACGAUGAAUCCAUGCCACGAACUUGACGAGGGUUACUCAUGGAGACGGCUGACGAAGAAAUAAUAUUGGUUUCCCCAGCGAUGUUCUUCCUUCUCACUCGCCGCAUCGGGAGUUGAGGCCAACAGAGCCGACUGGCUGAUUUUCACCUUUGAUAUUUUGCGCCUUUUCAAUCGCUUCUAGUAACAACACCCCCUUAGGAGGCGGGCGACGAGGAGGUGACAAGGGAGAGUUCGUAGCUAGAUGUACGAUAGUUGCGCGUUUCCAUAAUCUCUUCACCCAACG